UGUUCUGAUAAAAACUUUGACAGAAAUGAAAAACAGCAAUAUAUUUUAUCAAUGUAAAUUAUUGUGUAAACCCUUCAUUCCUUUUAACUAACAGGAUCAAGUUCAAUUGAAAAGCCUGGGAUUUCUUAACUUUGCUUCAAUGUAAAUGAUAGAAGGGGCAAACUUUUUUACAUUGAGUGAAUAUAAAAGUAUUAAGAGUGACAAAUUGCUUCAAUCUUUAAAGUUUCACUAAAUCGUUUUUUUUUAUUUUUUUAAAGUUAAGUCAGUAUUCUCUUUUUUUAGCAUAAAAUAUGGAAAAAGCAGCAAAGACACCGAAAGAUAAUAAAAAGUGGAUUAAUGCUGUAAGAAAGAGAAGAACAAUGUUAGUGACAGCAGUACAAACAUACUGUUAACAUAAAAGAUGAUACUAAUGUCACUUAAACAUUUUAGAUGCUUUAUCUGAAAAUGGAAACUCCAGUUUAACUUUAGAUCAGAUUUUGGCUGUUUAUUUAAACAACACAAGCACCAAUUUAUUUAAUCUUUAACUUCCUUUUUCCACAUUGUAAGAUAGUUUUGCAUAAAGGUAAUAAACUCAUGUUAAGUCAAAAACAACAGGAUUUUGUUGGAGUUUAAACUAAAUUUUUUAUUAAAAUGUUUAAAAAAGAAGAGAUUUUUGUCUUUUUUUAAAAAUAAAUAUAUGAAAACCAAAAACUUUUUAUUAAAAGUAAACUGAAAUCUAAAAUGUUAUCUUUCUGUCUCUAACUGUUAGAGUUCACACUCCUCCUUAUCUGUCUGUCUGCAUUAAACCGCUUUCAGAGGAUUGUUAUCACCGGUGAAAAACACCUAUAAAAAAAUAAAAUCAAAUAAAAAGGAACAUUUCCGUCCCAUCUGUGGACAUUUUCGGGGACCCCUGCUCCUCCUCCUCCUCGCUUUGCUCCUCCUCCUGUUAUAUCUCCAGCUCGCCGUUCGGCUCAUUUGUGUUGCAAAGCGCCGUGCAGACGGCUGCAGGAGAGGCUGCAGCUGCAGGAGAAUUCAGAUUGAGAUCUGAUGGCCAUAAAGCUGGAAGGAACGAGCGAGGCUCAUAGGCCAAAUAAGCCUUAAUGGAAGAGGAGUGGAAACGGCAAGACAAUCUUUGGACCAAAAAAUGAACAUUUUGUUCAUUUUUUAUUUAUCCAUCUAAGAAUCUUGACUGCAAGAGGAGCAUCAAUGUCCUGGACUCAGUAAAUGGAGUUAAAAAGAACAAAUCCAGCUAUAAAGAAGGUGCUGCACAGUAAAAGUCAGAAGGUGAAGAGUAACUCAAACCGAAACAGCUGGGAGAAUGGUGGUUAUCAAGGAGCAGAGGCCCAAGGGAGGCAGGAGGGCACCUGAAGACCCAAACGCACCUGAAGACCCCAACGCACCUGAAGACCCCAACGCACCUGAAGACCCAAACGCACCUGAAGGAGGGUGGGGCUGGAUGGUUGUCGCAGGUUGUUUCCUUGCUACCAUCUGCAUCCGGGCAGUGACCAGAUGUGUGUCCAUGUUCUUUGUGGAGUUCCAGACGCACUUUGAGAAGGAUUAUUCCACAACUGCUUGGAUCCACAGUCUGAUUGACUCCACCACGAUGCUUUGUGCUCCUCUUGGCAGUUUCCUUGGCAACCGCCUCUCCUGCAGAGCGACGGUGAUGCUGGGAGGCCUGUUGUCUUCUGCUGGUCUGGUCCUCAGCUCGUUUGCCUCUAGUGUGGAGUUCCUCUACAUUUCUCUGGGUGUCAUCACAGGUCUUGGCUUUGCUCUUAGCUACACACCAGCCAUAGCUAUAGUUGGAAAAUACUUUGUUGAGAGGAAAGCUUUGGCCUAUGGCAUCGCCCUGUCUGGCAGUGGCAUCGGGACCUUCCUCCUGGCUCCGGCCGUCCAGUUGCUUAUCGAGCAUUAUUCAUGGAGAGGAGCUCUGCUCAUCCUCGGGGGAUUUGUUUCCAACUUGUGCGUUUGUGGAGCUCUGAUGAGACCCUUAAAAGACACAGAAGUUAAAAAGAAGGACUUGACAAACCUGGAGAAGGCUUUUGAUACUAAAGCCGGUGACCAAGUGAAACCAAACCAGCAGCACACACAGGGCUUCAAAGAGUCGCUUAUUUUUACCACGGAAACAUUUCAAAACGUUGAAUUCAGCAAAGACAAACUUCUAGAAAACACAACUCUGUUAAAAGCAACCUUGCACGAUCCAAGAUUUAUAGACUCCAAGCUAGCUGAAUGCAUUUUACUAAGAACAGUGCUAAGCGACACCAAAGAAUCCAUCAAGAGCAGUGAAAGCUUGAAACUGUUGGAGAGCUUGAACUCUAAAAACUGGAAGACUAAAGACUCCAGAUGCAACAAAUCCAGGUCGACAGAGAAAAACCUCCUCACAGAACCCUCAAUAAACACAAAACUUUCAUCCAGAUGCCAGAAUUUCUGUCUUAAAACCAGGGAGGACUUUGGCUUCAUUUGGAAACCCAGUUUUCUCGUCCUCUCCGUGUCGUUUCUGUUUCUGGCGUACGGCUGCAGCUCCCCUGUAGUUUAUUUGGUUCCUUAUGCACUAAGUGUCGGCGUGGACCAUCAGCACGCUGCUUUCUUAAUGUCCACAUUUGGCGUCAGCGGCAUUGUUGGCAACAUCACCUUUGGAUGGAUCACUGACAGGAAGCGCCUGAGGAAGUAUCGAAUGGCGUGCUACAUGCUGGCUAUUGGCAUGGAGGGCCUUUGCUGCAUGAUCAUUCCCUUUCUCCACUCCCUGCCACUCCUGGCUCCGUUAUCUGCACUCUACGGAUACUUCGAUGGGGCGUAUGUGGCACUAAUACCAGUUGUGACCUCAGAUACCGUGGGCUCCACCUACCUCACCUCUGCUCUCGGUGCAGUCUACUUCCUGCAUGGCAUACCUUACCUACUCAGCCCACCUAUUGGAGGUUGGCUGGUGGACCACACGGGAACCUACACAGCAACCUUCUUCCUCAGCGGUGCCUCCUUCAUGCUCAGCUCCUCACUCCUGGCAGCUGCUGUGUUUGUCAGAUACGUGCUGAUGAUGUGUGAAAGGACAAAUGCUCAAAAGGAGUGCACACAAAAACUCAACCUGUCUGACUUUCUACCUUUUUCUACUAAAAAGAAAGAAAUAAACAGACUUUAAACUUG
Messenger RNA from Oryzias melastigma (Indian medaka), 3114 nucleotides. RefSeq names its product monocarboxylate transporter 12-B. Lineage: Eukaryota; Metazoa; Chordata; Actinopteri; Beloniformes; Adrianichthyidae. Gene Ontology annotation, molecular function: monocarboxylic acid transmembrane transporter activity. Bases 1298 to 3109 code for a protein of 603 amino acids. Gene Ontology annotation, biological process: transmembrane transport; monocarboxylic acid transport. The record is from RefSeq and is a predicted model, not a curated record. The transcript is spliced from 10 exons.